Porites lobata is the source of this 4996-nucleotide messenger RNA. The record is from the annotation of a GenBank genome assembly. Lineage: Eukaryota; Metazoa; Cnidaria; Anthozoa; Scleractinia; Poritidae.
AUGAUUGGCGUGGUAACUGGGAUUAUGGUGGUGGCGUUAGUUGCCCCAGGAACAACUUGGAAAACUGGCCGAGGAACUGUUUACAUGCUUCGUGUGACUCAAGAUGUCUCCCUGGAGACGGCAUCUGGUAACUUCAACUGGUUACAGUACCUUAUGGUGUCUAAACUUACGGAUUUUCCCAACAAGCGCUCGCUCGUUCAGUUUGAAAACGUUCCAAAAUCCUGUUCUUCGUCAAAGAUCAUAUCUGCCAAGAUGUAUCUUUAUUAUGUAUAUGCUCACAAGGCAAGCUGGCAUUCCAUCCAAAAAACCCCGUUCGUCGCCCGCUAUCUGCAGGUGUGGCAUAUAAAUCCUUAAGGCAAUUUAAACCUAAUUUUAAUUCGUCUUUCGGUUUUAAUAACAUUUUUGAGCGCACCCAGAUAAUUAAAAAAUCUUACAAGUAAAAAUAAAAUUAAAAAAGUCCCAUUUGCGUCGUUCACUACAGUCAAGAGUGCAUAGCUAUAAUUAAAAGUACAGCGAAUUCUUACGCUUAAUGUAAAAAAUUAACCGCAGUGAAUGAUUCCGUAACUUACGAUAGAAUCCAGGUUUUUUUUGAAAGCUUUAACAAAAAAACAUGCACAUGACAACAAAAUAAAGCACCAUGUAUUGGCAACGCUACCGUUGGAAACUGCUCGGACUUAGCUACCCAUUAAGCGAACGUGUUCUGGCGAUGGAGGAAAAUGAACAAGAUAGAGAUGGAUAGUUUAUUUCAAACCUUAAACUUUGCAAUAAGAGUCACAAUAAUAAAAGCAAUAUUAAAUUAUUGAACAAUACAGAGGAACUUCGUCCAAGAAUCACCGGACUAUAAAACUGUCAAAAUGAUAAAGUAUACGGUCUUUUUACAAACUGUCUCGUACCCAAAUACGUAGGUGAAUUGUUAACUAGGUCUUACCCAGGAACGCUGUCUUAGGACAGUUUAUGGUAGCUAGAGAGAGCAAAGUUGCUUACAAAUAUAUAUUACGGGCGCAAUGCAUAUGCAAUGGGUCUCUAUAGGAAAUAUGGAUAUUUUAAAUACAUACAACAAUCUAAGCCCUCCGAGUAUUUGUGAUAUUCUUGAGGAACAUUACUCAUCCUACAACUUAAGGCGGUCAGAUUUUCAAUUUUCAAAAUAAAUACUCACGCGAGCGAAUCAGUAGUAUAUAACCAAAAAUGGCUGCAAGGGCUACUGUACCCUUUGUAAUUCAUAAUGGUAAUUGCACUAAGCGGAAUGCAAUUUGGUCUAAUAUCAUACGCGUGAUUUCAAAAUCGAACGCCGAGCGCGCAGCACGCAGCGCGAGUUCGAUUUGAAAUCACAAGUAUGAUUUCCGACCAAAAUUUCUCGACACGAAUUUCAAUUACCACUUUAUUAUAGCCAUUUUGAAAUCGCAGAACCAAUACUUUAACGAACUAGUAACCAGUUUGUUGAAAAACGGAAACAAAAAGGCUUUUACAUCUCAUUUUGUAUUUGAAACAGAAAUGAUGCGAUAUAGAACGAAAAUGCUGCGAUUUAAAACAAAAAUGACAUGAUUUAGAACAGAUGUGAUUUAGAGCAAAAAAAUAGAGUGAUUUGUGAAUAAACUACACUGCUGAGAGCCAAUCAGAUUACCGGGAUCACCAGUGAUUUCAAAAUGGAUAUAAUUAAUAAUCAAACUCCUCAAGUUAUUUCUUAAGGUGGCUCGAUACAGUUUUUCAGGGUCAAUACCUCCCAAGUUUGAACAUAAACUACAUCGCCAAAAACAAAGUUUUGGAAAAAUUGCCACCACAGUUGUAUUAGAUAAAGAUGAAAAUUUGUUAUGAUCGGGGUUGCAACGGUAUCGGAGUUGUCAUAGCAACGAAAUGACGCUAUUACCUAUUUUACUUGCAGCAGUAUAUCUCAGCACUGAGAACUGUUCUUGGAAAAUCAUUGACGGGAGCUUUUUCCUCCAAUAGCAGCCUCGAUGUUGGUGAAGUUUAAGCGAAAUCUGUAAGAGCGUUAUCGAAAUAUUUUGGGAUAAAGAUUUUGUGGCUAGAAAUACGGUAAAAAAUGGACAAUCUUGGUGUUCGGCUGUUAUCUGUAGAAAACGAAGCGCUUUUGACAUGAAGUUUCACCUCAUACUUUAGAAUGUAUCAAUAAUCUUGAAACUAAAAGGUCAUAUAAAAGGAAGGUUAAUCUCAAGAAUCUUAAAUUUUUAAAAAAAUCUAUCGAGCGGUUUAAAAAUUAUUCGCUAAUUUGUUAAAGUAGACCAAAAUGUUUACAAAACCGCUAACAAGAGCGCUUCGAUACAUACUAAUCAAACCCUUCUUUCUAGCAAUCGGCUGGAGCUAUCUCCUAUGAUCUUUCACACACGCUUUUUAAAAGAUUGAAACUACUAUGAGGUGAGAUUUCAUGUCGAAAGCGCUUCAUUUUCUACAGAUAACGGCCAAACAACAAUAUUGUCCAUUUUUUGAUGUGUUUCUAACAAUAAAAACUUUAUCCCAAAAUAUCUCGAUAACGCUCUUACAGAUUUCGCUUAAACUUCACCAACAUCGAGGCUGCUAUUGGAGGAAAAAGCUCCCGUCAAUGAUUUUCGAAGAACAGUUCCCAGUGCCGAGAUAUACUGCUGGAAGUAAAAUAGGUAAUAGCGUCAUUUCGUUGCUAUGAUAACUCCGAUGCCGUUGCAGCCAUGAUCAUAACAAAUUUUCAUCUUUAUCUAAUACAACUGUGGUGGCAAUUUUUCCAAAACUUUGUUUUUGGCGACGUAGUUUAUGCUCAAACUUGGGAGAUAUUGACCCUGAAAAACUGUAUCGAGCCACCUUAAUCAUCAUAGAUUUUAUUAGCGAUUUUUAUAUAGCGAGAGCCUAGCGUCACAUACAUACAUACGUACAUCAUACAUACAUAAAACUUUAUUUCACCUCGAAUUUAAGAGCAGCCAAAAAUAGGCUAGUAUCUCCGAGCAACAAAUAAAAUCCUAAAAUGAAAUAAACCUUGGUGUACACUAACUGGAGAAAAUAUUUAACUCUUAAUACAAUUGACUAGUUUACCUGUAUCGCCAGAAACUCAUAAGGGGUUGAAACGUGUAACUCUCAUAUGUUUGCUUUGUCCGAUGCUCGUGAUUAUUCAUUUUCGAAAGUACCAUAUUGGGAACGAGAAGAAGAGAUAACUGACCAAUCAAACUUCGUAAACAAGGUGACGUAAUUUUACUUCAGGUUCCCGCGCCCGCUUAAAAAAAUGGCCGACAAACGGGGGAAAAACUCCCAAAAGCCGAGAAAGCUUUCAAAGGUUGAAACCAUGCAGGAACCGUACCGAAACACUGAGCAGAAAUAUGUUAUUGCCUUACCACCCGGGCCAAAAGUAACAUUAUGAAACCCAUUGAGGUCCUCGCAACUUCUUGAAAUUGUCACUUCAAAAAACGAUGCCUCGUUGACCCUCUGCACAGUAAACUUAUACUGCAAAUAGGUUUUUAAAAUUCUUAUAUUAAAAGUCUAGAAUAAACAGUAAACAAUAUUUUCGAAUAAAAUUCAUUAGCUGCGUAUCGAAGAGAGUGUCCAAAACCUGAACCUGACAUCUUCGCGAAAAGAGAUGCCUGUAAUGAAUGUAAGAAGCAUUUAAGCUUAAAUUCAGCUUUGAUGUUGUAGUCACGAUCGUGAUUUGAGCUAAUUUUAUCAAUGAACAAACUCAAAACCUGCUCAAAACAAUAGACAGAGAAGCCGUUUCUUGAAAAUUUUUAUUCAAAAUCCAAAAAGUUAAUCGUUUAAAGCAAUUCGGAAAACACUAUCUGGAUCGUGGAUCCGUUCACGCAAGUGAAAUCGGCUGAGCACGUGGCAAAAUUCAACACAAAAUGCAUCUCAAAUCGGGGCACAUUUUGUAAUUUUUCUUUAGCGCCGAAGAGAAAAAUGAAACGUCUAUGAAACAUUUCCAAAUACAUAAAUUUCCUUUAAAAAACGUAAUUGUCUUGGCCAUAGAGUGCAAAAUGUACCUCAAAAUUCAGCAAAAACUUCACUGCCUUGGUUGCAUUUCAAAACAGACCAUGCGCUCCGUUGUAAAAAAACAAGGUUGAAUUCCUCGAAGGACGAUUUCUUGAUGAAAAGCUUCCCUUCCCCCACAAAAAGAAAGCUGAGCAUUCUUUUGAACUUUCUCUUUCCAUUUUUUGUCUUUUAACGGUGUAUUUUUAACCCUGAAAUGCAGAACUCUUGUCUUAAAACAACUGCAUGGUGAUCGCGCGGCAGCCAUUUUGCUGAAAAUGGAUAUCUGUCACUAAGAUUUCCAAAUAUGGUAAAAGUGAAUAUUCACGAGCAUUGAACGCGAGUUACACGUUUCAACCCCUUAUGAGUUUCUGGUAUCGCCGAAUAGCUAAAAUAAGUUCUGGUUCUAUUUCUUCAAAAUGCAUUUCAUUUGCGUCUCCAUAUUUGUCAUGAGUAGUGUCUUACAAUUUUGACCAUUUAUAGACGCAUUGAAUCGUAUGUUGAUUAAAAUUCCUUUUUUCUUGUUAAUAAUGCGUGGGUUUUAGGUGCACCGGGUGAAAAAGUCGUGGAACCAAGCCCAAGCAACUUCCACGAAGAGGGACUACCGGCAAAGGUGGUCAACCGAGUACCUAGGGUUGGAUGACAACGAUGCAGAAGCCCUGCCACAGGGACAGACAGUCACAAUCUUCCCCUUCCGUCCCCAAGGCUUUGUGGAGUUUGACAUUACACGCGCAGUACUGCAAUGGAGUUGCGGUGCACCCAAUUAUGGGGUGCUUAUUCGUGCUACCAACGAACUGCAACCUGGAAGAGGUAUCCGAUUUGCCAGCACAGUCUAUAGAGACAAAUUUAAGCAUCCUUUUGCUCUUGUACUGUGUGCAUAGAGGUGAUAGUUUCAUCGCUUCUGUCGCAGCUGGCUUUAGUGGUGUUACACGACGUGCGACUAUAUUGUACUGCACAAAACACGAUUAAAGGUUUUAAGGUUUGGGAUGCCAUCUGAAGUAAUCAAUAAAUAUUACUAGAAAUAAUAUGACGGUUUUUGUCGCUGUUUUUGUAAUUGCUC